AUGGCAUCAUCUACGACGAUUGGUAUCAUUCUUGUGGUUGUGGUUGUAGGUACCGUUUGUGGUCUCGCGGGCCUCUAUUACUGGGGAAAUCGAGGAAAGGGAUGGUCUGGUCCUAGCUUGCACACUUCACGCCAUUCUAGUAGACUUUACCCCUUAGCUCCUCCGCGUAUAAUCCCCCCGUAUCGUAAUGGAAUACCUGGGGCGCGAGUUAGCCAUAUUUCGCCUGAAGUACCUUCACCUGCUGUACGCACUACUAGUGGGAGACAAGCUACCUUGCAAGAAGAUCGACAGUCUACACGGUCGUCUCGACAUGAUAGUUCUUGCCAAUCACUUCAGACUGAUCCUAUCACUCCUCAGCUUAUCCAACCGCAGCCUAUCAAGCCGCAGCCCAUCAAACCACAGCAGUCUCCCCAACCGCAUCCGGUUCAACCUCAACCUCCCCUUAGAAUCAUAGUCCCACCUCCUGUUGCAGGAGGACUUUACGGCUUGAAAGGUGUGUUCCCACAACCGAAGCGAGGAGGGAGAACUCCUUGA
Botrytis porri is the source of this 534-nucleotide messenger RNA. RefSeq lists its product as uncharacterized. NCBI's taxonomy places the organism in Eukaryota, Fungi, Ascomycota, Leotiomycetes, Helotiales, Sclerotiniaceae. The record is from RefSeq and is a predicted model, not a curated record. Bases 1 to 534 code for a protein of 177 amino acids. The transcript has a single exon.